GCUGUGGUGGGAGUUCUGUGAGGUGUUCUUUCUAACUUAUAUAUCUUUUCCCUCCUUCCUGUUUGUGUGUGCGUGUUGCUCUCUCUAUCUUUCUCCUUCUUGGGCUGCAAAACUGCAACGUACACUACUCUUCACUCGGAUACAAGCUGCUUCUGCUGCUGUUUCUUGUUAUUGUUAUUUUAGCGAAUGUAUAAACACCCAACGACGGACACGGCUGUGGUGGCGGCAGGGGACGAUGUACAGACGGCACCGGAGCGUGCUUCCCCCUCCCAUACCGGCGCCGUGGCCACGCCAAGUCAGACAUCGGAUGCGCGCUCCCCCGCGGUGCCGCGCCACAUCACCACUCAGCUGCACUGCCAGGCAGCCGUGGUGCGUGUGGGCGAGCACUUCGGUGAGUUUGAGUGCAACGUGUUCCGCCAUGUCAAGUCACACGGGGCGCGCACGGGGUCCCGUAAGAUGGGUCCGCUGGCCGCAGCCGGCGUCGCAGCAGCGACGUCGUCUCCGCCGUCCCCGGCAGCAGGGGCAGCGGCAGCAACGGACGAUGACAACAUGGAGGCGGAUGAACACAAUAGUGACCACCACGACGCCUCCCUCGCUCCAGCGCCGACUCGCAGCGGGAAGACAGCUGUGACCGAUUCAGGUGCCCUCGACGACAACGCCUUAAUUCCUGUUGAUUGCAGGGAAGAGAACGUGCCACGGUGGCAGCUGCUCAUUUACACCAUCCUCCACGAUGCACAGGGCGCAACGACGGCCAACAAUCAAAACCCAACCCUGUCCACGACUACGUCUACCAGCACGAUGGCGACGGCGAGGACGAGGUCUCCCACGAACACCAACGCCAGCGCAGACGGGGCUCUAGGUGGCGCAGGAGAGUCGAAGGAGCCUGCGUCGAUGGAUGAGUUGCCGCUGCCGGCGAACGGCAAGGUGUACUUCUUCCAGACGCUUCCGGCGUCAAAGCUGAACAAGGUGGUGAAGCUCGACGCCGGCUGCCGCUUCACUGUACAGGUGCGUUGUUACUCGCGUCCCACGGCGCAGUGGAGUCCGUGGUCGGAGCCCGUGCAGACCGCCACGCUAUUUCCUGUCGUGACGCGCAUCGUCGAGAUCGGCUCCGACUACGUGCACUGCAUAUGGGACCGCGCCGCGCAGCGUAGCGAGGAAGGCAUCGCGAGGGAGAUCGACUCUGAGACGACGGACUGGUGUCGCAGCAUUCCUAACUUCGAGCUGCGCUUCCUGCGUGAGUCGGACAUGGCAGAGCACUACUGCGGCUCUUUCGAGGCCGGCUGCCGUUCUCAAACCGUGCGUUCCCUUCAGCCCGGGACGGCUUACAUCGUGAUGGCGCGGUACAUGACGAUGAUUCACACCAUGCGGGAGUGGACGGAGGUGACACGCCUCGUCACGGAAAGCCCGCUGGAGGUGAAGUUGGAGGCACGCGGCGAGGACACCUUCACGUUUAGCUGGGGCCGGUCAACGAACGCGGACGACGCGGCAGCCAGCAAGAUCUCCGCCUUGGCCAAUGCGGAGCCCUCCGCGACGGCGUUUCUCGAAGACGGUGACGACUCCACCGCCGCUCCGGUCACGGCGUCGGUGGCUGGGUAUUUGCUGCCGCGCGUCCCGGUGCACGAGUACGAGCUCAUCAUCGAGAGCGACGACCUCCGCUUCGACCCAAUUUCGGUCCCCGCGUCGGUCAACCAGCACACGAUGGACCACGUCUACCCCAGCACCUCCUACUCCGUCUGCGUGCGGGCCCUCUCCGAGGAAGGGCGGUGGGGCGGGCGCUCGCUGCCGCUUGUCGUGCGGACGGCGGACCGCCCGGUAGUGGCGGUGGCGGCGGUGGGCGAGUCCUUCGCGUCGCUUUCGUGGUCGCGCAGGCAAGAGGAACCGCUGGAGUCGCAGCUGGAGUACCGCGUGCAGAGUUUGACGUCUGCCUACAACCAAGCCGAGACAAUCACGCUUCCUCCUGCCUCGGCUGCGGCCCCGCGCCUGCUGAACGUGGAACACCUUCGCGCCGGCAGCCAAUACACCGUAACCCUGCGAGUGGCCAUCGGUGCGGCGUGGGGCGGAUGGACGGAGCCGCUGCGCUUCACCACCGCUCCGAGUGCGGCACUGACCUUUCUCGAGCGCGGAGAGGACUUCUUGACGCUUAACUGGCCCUCCACCGGACCCGCUGCUUCCUGCAACAACAACGCCAGCGACGGGGCCCCCGCCGUCUACAACAUCGUGGUGAUCAAGUGCAGCCCGCUGGGGGAGCGCACCGCCGUGCUCAACGAGCGUGUAACGCGAGACUCGACGCAGCGCGGCUUCCGUGUAAACGACUUGGAGGCGAACAUGACCUACGAUGUGCAGUGCCGGACCUGGCAGCGCAACCCCAUCACCGGCUUCGAGGGCUGGGGUGAGUUCUCUGCCCCGGUGCGCAUGCAGACCCUGCAGCCCGUCGCCCUGCAUGUCUGGGACGUCGGGGAGGACUUCAUCCACGUGGUGUGGCGCCGCGGACUGGCCGAGCAAGGCGACUCCCCAACCGUCGCCGGCGGUGACCCCAACCGCGACGCCGCCGCAACCGGGACGACGACGGCUGAUUGGGACCGCCUGAAGUACGAGGUCGUCGUCGGCUGCGUGGACACCGGCGAGGACGAGCUUCUGCACCGCCAGGUGCUCGACACGAGCUUUACGAUUUCGCAGUUGAAGCCGUCCACCACCUACACCAUUUCCGUCCGCGCGUGCGACGAGCAGGGGCAGUGGGGCCUGUGGAGUCGUGUGAAGGUGCUCACGCUCGCCUCGGUCAAGACCACCAUCAAUGAAAUCGGCGAGGACUUUGUGCGACUGGUGUGGCAGCGCUGCGGUACCGACGACAACGCUGACCUGCAAGACGUGACGACGGCGGACAUUUUCGUCGCCAAAUACAGCGUCCUCGUCUACGCAAAGGAGCUGCCGGGCAUGCCGGUCUUCCCGCAUGUGCAGAGCGGCUACGAGGAAGGCGGCGGCCGCUCCGACGUGGCGCGGCACGAAAUCGUCUCGAGCGAGCACACCUCCCUGCGCGUGGGCGACCUGCUGCCUGACCGCGAGUACGUGGCGGUGGUGCGCGCUGCCACCUCGAGUGGGCGAUGGGGCCUGUGGAGCGUUCCAAUCCGCUUCCGCACCAACCCCCAGUUCCGCAUCCCGGCGCAGCAGCUCACGAUUGGUGAGAACUACGUGAGUGUGGUGUGGAGCCGCGCCGAUGGCCACGGCCGGCAGCACGAGAGCGGCAAACUGUUGACCGACGCGGACGACGCGGAGGUGCAUCGGGGUGACUUGACGGUCACCGGGCAGGAGCUGCGCAUCCACGGCGUCACCACGCAGUACGUGAAGGAGUACGCGGUGGAGCCGGAUGUGCGGGAGCUGAAGAUGUCGGAGCUGCUUCCCGCCUGCGCCUACACCAUUCAGAUACGCGUGCGUGGCCGGUCUGGCUGCUGGGGACUGUGGUCGAGCCCGGUGCACAUCCUUACCCGCGGCACCAUCGCAGUGACGCCGGACGAAGUGGCGGAGGACUUUAUAUCCGUGCGGUGGGAGCGGCGGAAGGUGUCCAACCCCCACCAGUACCCCACCGGCCGCGGCAUCGUUACGUCCUAUCACCUGCGCGUGUACAACGAGGACGGGGUGCACAUGGAGACCUUCCUCGGUGACGGCGACUGCCCUUACCGCGUAACGGGACUGAAGGCGAAUACCUAUUACUGCAUCGAACUGAAGGCGAACUACAACGACGAGGAGUGGGGUCUGUGGAGUGUGCCGCUCUGGUGCCUGACGAUGCAGCCGAUGCGCAUUCAAACAAAGCUCAUCUCUGAGGAGUUCUGCUGCCUGCAGCUUGUCCGACCGAAUCAGCAGCGGCGGCUCCCCGAGGACGACGGCAACCCUCAGACGGAGGAGCGCGUGCUGGCGCACGGCCGCGUGCGACCGACAAUCAUGCUGUGUGUGACGUCACCGAUUCUGUCCAAAUCGCCCUACAACACGACCGCUUCCACGGCGUCCUCCGGCUCUGCGCAAACCAAGCCCGCCUACUUCAACGACGCUCUCCCACCCGAUGCAGCAGACCAGCGUCUCGUGUAUCAGACGGAGUUGCUGAACAACGCGGAGACGGUGGAGCACACCGUGCCGAAUCUGCGUUGCAAUACCGUUUACAGCGUGUCGGUGCGUACGAAGCUGGCGAAUGGCGAGUGGGGCAUGUGGUCCCCCUCUCUCGUCUUUGCGACGGUCCCCGCCACGCGCGUGUCCUUCACGGGUAUCGGCGAGAGUUUUGUAGGAGUGGAGUGGGUGCGCCACGCGCAGGUCAUUCCUCCGCAGAUUACUUCGCCCGAGAAGGUGGUCUUGGGCGUGGCCACCAUCACCGCAUCCCGCGUCCGCGUACGGGAGAGCGGUGGCGCCUACCAGCACACCUACACCGUCGAAGGCGCCAUCACGUCUAUCCGCGUUGACCACCUCUCCCCUGCCACCACCUACAUGGUGUGCGUGCAGACCUUCAACGACAACUACGAGUGGGGCGUGUGGAGCGAGGAGCAGAAGGUGCGGACUGUGCCGGGGAUGGACAUCCACAUUCAGCACGUCUCCGAGGACUCACUGUGGGCGUCGUGGUCGCGCAAGACUGACCUGCACGUCGGCGGCGACGCGGACACCGUCUUCAACGUCAACAUCUCGGCCCGCACCUUUGAGGUGUGCAUUCUCGGCGAGGGCGGCUUCACCUACACGCAGGAGACCGCCUCCACGGCGCUCUUCUUCCGUGGGCUGCUGCCGGACGCGGUGUACACGGUGCACGUGCGCGCUCUCUUUGGGCAGUCCGACCAGUGGGGUCUGUGGGCCACGCAGGCCUUCCGUACGAAGCCGCGCCUGCGUGUCACCUUCGGCAACAUCGGCGACCACUUUGUGAUGCUGGAGUGGCGCCGGCAUCUGCCGAAACCGACGGAGACGGAGCUGCGCCUCACCUUCGACGAGGACGACAGCGGCGACAACAAUUGUGAGGACAGCAAGACAAUGGCGAGUCUGAUAGGGGCUGGGGGGGCGGGGUGGGGGCGCGGAGAACGGCGCCCUCGUGCCGGUGGGCGGGGCAGACGGACUUGCCUCAGUCACAACGGCAGCCACGUCGUUGCGUGGGAGUCGCGGGCGCGCAGUGGUGACAGGGGCGCCGGCGGUGGUUGCUGGACCGCUCCUCUCGAUCGCGGAGACGGAGGAUGUCGUCCAGCUCUACCGCUUCAAGGUGCAGCGCAUUGGCGAGGCGCACUCCGUCAUCUACAACAUUGCCCCCACCGUGAGCAGCUUCCGCCUGCGCGAUCUGCAGCCGUCAUCGGAGUAUCGGGUGUGGGUGUGCGCGAAGAGCUACGAGGGCGUGUGGGGCUUCUGGAGCGAGGAGUCGCGCGUGCGGACGCUGCCGCGGCUGCAGCUGGAGGUGCAAAACAUCGGUGA
Molecule: messenger RNA, 5424 nt
Organism: Leptomonas pyrrhocoris
Lineage: Eukaryota; Euglenozoa; Kinetoplastea; Trypanosomatida; Trypanosomatidae
Exons: 1
Coding region: 187-5424 (1745 amino acids)
Molecular function (GO): protein binding
Source: RefSeq, a predicted model, not a curated record